Molecule: messenger RNA, 1864 nt
Organism: Paramisgurnus dabryanus
Lineage: Eukaryota; Metazoa; Chordata; Actinopteri; Cypriniformes; Cobitidae
Product: NHL repeat-containing protein 3-like
Molecular function (GO): protein binding
Source: RefSeq, a predicted model, not a curated record
UCACGUGAUGAAAUGCGGAAGUGUAGCGCUGUAGAGCAGCAGUCGGUGUAUUGAUUGUCAUUAAUCUCUAUGAGAAGACGGAAUUACUGCUGUUUUAUUGUUGUUGCCAUGGCACUAAUUAUCUUUAUAAUGUUUAUGUGUGGAUCGAUCAGCUCUCACAUAAGCAUUGCAUCAGCUAAAAGCGACUUUAGGGUUUCUGGAAAGGUGUUAUACAAACUGGACAUCUCGUGGCCCAAACAGCCGGAGUAUUUCACAGGUCAGGUGUUUGGGGUGGCUGUCAAUCAUCUCUCUGGUUUGGUGUAUGUGGCACAGAGAGGAGAUAAUAUCCCUAAAGUGUUGGUGUUCAGCACGGAUGGAGACUUCGUACAAGCGUGGAAUACCACCACCCUGGAAAUGCCUCAUGGGAUUUUCCUUGCCAAUGUUUCAUCUGACCCAUCACUGUGGAUCACGGAUGUUGGGAAUGGGCCGUACGGACACACGAUAAAGCAGUAUUCCCCUUCAGGAAAGCUGCUCCAGGUGCUGGGAUCUCCCGGAAAAGCCGGAUCUUCUCUCAUUCCCCUCCAGUUCGACCAGCCGGCUGAGAUAUUCGUGCACAAUUCCGGAGAAAUCUACAUAGUGGACGGAGACGGGGGAAUAAACAACCGUCUGAUUAAACUCUCUAAAGAUCUGCAGGUGCUGUGGAUGCACGGUGAGAAAGGACAAGGACUCGCUCAGUUUUACAUCCCUCAUAGUGUGGCUGUGGACGACUUCCAGCGGGUUUGGGUAGCAGACAGAGGAAAUAAACGCAUUCAGGUGUUUAAUUCAGUGACGGGUGACUGGUUGGGCUCAUGGGGAAGCUGUUUUAAAGAUGACGCACCAUACUCUGUCAGACUCACCCCAGAUCAGAGGUUUCUGGUUGUAACCCAGUUAAACAUCAAUCAGAUCACACUGCUGGAGGCUCCACCUGUUGGAAUAAUCGGUCAAUGUCAGGUAAUCAGCACCAUACAGCUGGCACAGGACAUCAAACCUCAUCUGGUGGAUCUGGAUCAGAGCAAUGGAGAUCUUUAUGUGGCAGAAAUCGGUGCCAAUCAGGCCCAAAGGUUUAUUCCUGUAACAGCAGCGAGUGUUUAACUCUUACAUGAAGAGCUCAGUAAGAAAAUGUUAAAGCACUUUUACAGCUAUUUGUUUGUUUUUAAUCAGAAAAAUUAUGUAUAGAUGAGAUGCAUACCGUAUUUGUCAUGGGUGUGAUAAAUGAAAGUUAUUAAUAUAUGAAAGAUAUAUGUGUAAACAAAACAUCAUUGGUAAAUUCUACUUUGUCUUGUACAGUAUUUGUGUAACUGUAUACAGCAUUGUGUAUGGUUUGUAUUUACAGGAAUAUGAUGUUCUGAUCUGUUUGGUACAUAUGUGUGUGUUUGGCUGACUUCUGAUUCGGAUCAUAUUACCCAAACAUUCAUAUUUAACAGAUUUUAAAUAUGGUAAAUGGCACUUUAUAUUUUGUUGACAUUGUGAUUUGAGUGAUGUUUUAAAAUGUCCUCUGUUGCUGAAAAACCAAAAGCUGUUUUAUUCAUGUGACACUUUGCUGAGUUUAGCGUCUGACUGCGGUAGUGACGUCAUCAGCAGGUCAGAUGACGUGUUUUUGCAUAUAAAUCGAAUAGAAAAGUUUUGUUUAAAAAAGUUAUGUAGUCAUGUGACUGAGAUAAAGGGUUAUAUGUGAAUUAAUUUUAUAUGCGUGUCCUGUGUUUGUAUAAAUUGUUUAAAUUGUAAUUCUUUCAAUUGUAAUUAGCUUCAAAUCAAAGCUAAAUGAAUAAAUGUAAUUUACAGAAAAUUAAGCCGUCGUCGUGUCUAUGUAAUAAUUAUAAUAAUAAAUAAAUAUGUGUGUAUUUCA